Molecule: messenger RNA, 951 nt
Organism: Scleropages formosus (Asian bonytongue)
Lineage: Eukaryota; Metazoa; Chordata; Actinopteri; Osteoglossiformes; Osteoglossidae
Product: olfactory receptor 142-like
Exons: 2
Coding region: 1-951 (316 amino acids)
Biological process (GO): detection of chemical stimulus involved in sensory perception of smell; G protein-coupled receptor signaling pathway
Cellular component (GO): membrane
Molecular function (GO): olfactory receptor activity; G protein-coupled receptor activity; odorant binding
Source: RefSeq, a predicted model, not a curated record
AUGAUGCUUGUCUUAGUCAUGGAGAACUCGUCACAUAUAACAUCUUUUGUUUUCACUGUGUUUCAAGAGAUGGGACCAAUCAGGUAUUUCUAUUUUUGUGUGAUUUUAAUGAUGUACAUUUCAAUUAUAUUUGCAAAUUCACUGCUCGUAGGGCUGAUCUGUGCCGAGAGGAGUUUGCAUGAGCCCAUGUAUUUGUUUGUGUGCAGUUUAUGUGUGAAUGAGUUGUAUGGAAGUACUGCCUUGUACCCGGCACUCUUAGUGAACAUGCUCACAGACGUACAUGAAAUAUCCAAAGAUAAGUGCAUUUUGCAGAUUUUCUGCAUUAUCUCAUAUGGUACGAUAGAGCUGUGUAACCUGGCUGUCAUGGCAUACGACCGCUACGUGUCUAUCUACCAUCCUUUAAAGUACAGGCUCAUCAUGACUCCAGCCAAAGUGUCUGUGUUCAUUUCUAUUGUGUGGAUUUACUCCGUCAUAAAAGUGUCCAUCACUGUAAGCAUGACUGCCAGGCUGCCUUUGUGCAGUAAUACCGUGAAUAAAGUGUACUGUGACAAUUAUUCCUUAGUGAAGCUUUCUUGCAUUAGCACAACUGCUGUUAACGUGUAUGGCCUGGCUGGCUUGUUUCUGACCGUUUUCGGUUUAUCAUUUCUCAUCGUUUACUCGUACGGCAAAAUACUGAGAGUGUGUUUAACAUCCGAGGAAAGUCGGAAGAAAGCCUUGAAAACCUGCGCUCCCCAUUUGGCUUCUCUGAUGAACUUUUCUCUCGCCAGCGCAUUCGAGCUUGUUCAGAGCAGAUUCGAUUUGUCGCAUGUUCCCGCUGCGCUUCGAGUAUUUGUAUCCGUCUACUUCCUCAUGAUUUCUCCCCUCUUAACUCCUCUCAUUUACGGGUUAAGAAACACGAAGAUAAGAACGGUGUUUAAAAAGAAUUAUUCCGCAAAGUUAUUUCCAAAAUGA